This is a messenger RNA of Nannospalax galili (Upper Galilee mountains blind mole rat), 1146 nucleotides long. RefSeq names its product A-kinase interacting protein 1 (gene Akip1). Lineage: Eukaryota; Metazoa; Chordata; Mammalia; Rodentia; Spalacidae. Bases 208 to 840 code for a protein of 210 amino acids. The transcript is spliced from 5 exons. Gene Ontology annotation, cellular component: nucleoplasm. Gene Ontology annotation, biological process: regulation of non-canonical NF-kappaB signal transduction. The record is from RefSeq and is a predicted model, not a curated record.
GAAGCAGUGAGCCGAGUGAGGGCUUCCGGACUGGGCUGGGGGCGGGAAUGGGAAGGCCGGGGUUCCUGCGCUCUGCGGCUCCACUGGCGCCCACCUCCAGUGCGCGACGUGGGCGGAGGGAGAGUGGGGGUUGCGGGUCAGCUGUCCCCUAGAGCCGGCGCUGGGUCGCAGCUGACUGGAGGGGUGUGUGUGCCCGCCCAGGGAGCCAUGGAGGCCUGUCUGGCGGCCGCGGCGCUGAACGGGGUGGACCGCCGCUCGCUGCAGCGCUCCGCUAGGCUGGGCCAGGAGGUGCUGGAGCGCGCCAGGAGGAGGGCAGUGGACUGGCAUUGCCCGGAGCGACCCAGAGGCAGCAGGAGGGUCCUUUACCGCGAGCCGCCCUGCCCGGAAAGACCGCCGGCCUCUGGUUCCCACCGCCUCCCGCGAGAGAGAGAAGAAACGUACCCAUCCCUGAGUGUUUCCUUCAGAACAAUGGCUGAAUUCAUGGACUAUACCUCAAGUCAGUGUGGGAGAUACCAUUCGACUGUGCCAGAGGAAGGAGGGGCAAGCCAUGUUUUUCGUUAUCACCGAAGGGAGCUGCCGGAGCAGCAUGUAUACUCAGAUAUAGGGCACAGUCAGAAAAACUAUGAAGAAAAGAUAUCCAUUGUUCCAGGAAGCAGCUGUCAAACAUCAGAGUGUGCUCAAGAGGCAUCCUGGCCCGCUGAGAACACCUUUAAGGACCUCUACAUAGAAGUGUAUCCAGGGAUCUAUUCUGUUACUGUGGGCUCAAACGCCUUAACCAGGAAGACUCAUGUGGUUGCAGUGGACUCAGGGCAAAGUGUGGACUUGGUCUUCCCCAUAUGAUGUUGACCAUCACUGCUAUCCUAUCACUCUUUUUUAAGUAACAAAAAGAAUAAAGCCCCCCUCCCCACGAUUGUUUUAAUGAUGAUGCACUGAUCCCACUUUUAACACUGGCUGCAGAGUCUGUGAACUGGAGUCUGUCUUUUUCAGAGCCCAUUUUAACUUGAGAUUAUAGAAGUUCUCCAUCUACCUGUGCCUUAAAGCAAUGAUGUGAUGAUGCUGUCUGAACAGUUUUUACUGCUGGCUUUCCAAGUAAAGGUUAAUUAUCAUAAUAAAGGCAAAGAUUGAACUAAAGAGAAUUCAUUUUUA